UGUCAAUAUACCGUGUGGACAAUUUUCAUUUCUCGCACUGUAUCUGGGUCAAGUAUCUAUCAGCUUACCUAACACGGUGACAGCUAACCCGGCAUUUAUCCGCCCAAAGUGACGUCCCCAUCAUUGUCUCUACAUGAAAUGAGCUAAGGUAUCAAUCAAGUAGCUCCUCCGACGUCAGCCUUCAUUUAAUAAACCACCAGCCUUGUCCCGGUCCAGAGCCCCUCCACUUCAUCCGCCGAGCUUGAAACCGGGUUCCCAUAUAUCAAUACAACCUCACCACCCCCGAGCAGAACCGGCUGUCUGCCGUGGACCGUUGACAAAAUGCCGGCCUACAACUCCAUGUUCAACGAGGACCCUACCAUCCCGCGCCUCAUCGGCAACGUGCCCCUCCUCCCACUACGCACCAAGACCCGCGGGCCCGCCUACGUCCUGCCCGCACCGAACCCGCCCCUCCCCGCCAAUGAAUCCCCCGACCCGGAUUCAGAGUCAUAUGACAUCCUCGACGAAGUGCUCUCCUUGUUCCGCGCCAACACCUUCUUCCGCAACUUCGAGAUCCAGGGCCCCGCCGACCGCCUGCUCAUCUACGGCAUCCUGUUCGUGAGCGAGUGUCUGGGGAAAAUCCGCCCUACACAUGGUGUGCGCGAUGCUACCAAGGAGGUCAUGAAUACCGCGCUUGAUAUCAAUUUCUCUAUACCUGGGGAUCCGGGCUUUCCUUUGAAUCAGGUAUGUUGUCAUAACUUCUUCCUCCUCUCCUUGUCCUUCGUAGCUUUUACUUAUGUUGGUAAACGCCAAAUUGAAUCAACUUCAUAGAGGAUAUAACGAAUCCAUCCCUAUUUCCUUUUCUUUUAUUUCUAACUGAUUUACUCCCCAGAUGUACGAACCUCCACAAGACCGCCAAGACGCAGAACAGCUACGGCAGUACCUAUCCCAAUUACGACAGGAGCUUGCCGCAAGGUUACUCGCGAGAGUAUACGAGGAUGGAGGGGAUGGGAAGCCGAGUAAAUGGUGGCUGAGCUUUACGAAGAGGAAGUUCAUGGGGAAGGCGCUGUAAACCGGGGUUGCGGGAAGUUUUGGUGGUAGAGUGGGAGAAGGAUCGCGAGGUGGGAUAAGAGAAACUAAAUAUGAGAAUUAUAGGGAAUUAAGUACCUAGCUGAUUCGGCCCUUAUCGUCCCUCUCCCCCUUUUCCGCGUUGAUGCUUAUGAGGAGCAAUGAGUGAAAGCCAUUGAAUAUAAAUAAGAGAAAACAAAAGGUCCCAUUCCUUCUGUCUAAUAGGGGGUAUCCUUGUCUCGCUGCGUCCCUAUCUGCCAGCUUCCUUGCCUGCCUACCUACCUACCUCCCUGCCUAUUUCGGUAGAUAGCUCAUAUAUGUAUACUUAGGUAUGCCUAGUCUAAGAAAUUCAUUCUCUCCAAUGCGCAUUCCUUUACUGAGGCACUUACACACUCACCCACUUAUUCACCAUAUUCACCUUCUUGCUACACUCACUCACCUAGGUACCUACUCACUCACUCACUCCCUUUCUUGAUUAUUGGUAAGAAAAUGCCC
This is a messenger RNA of Xylaria bambusicola, 1542 nucleotides long. RefSeq names its product Arp2/3 complex 21 kDa subunit ARPC3. Gene Ontology annotation, molecular function: actin filament binding. The transcript is spliced from 2 exons. The record is from RefSeq and is a predicted model, not a curated record. Gene Ontology annotation, biological process: Arp2/3 complex-mediated actin nucleation; regulation of actin filament polymerization. Gene Ontology annotation, cellular component: Arp2/3 protein complex; cytoskeleton. NCBI's taxonomy places the organism in Eukaryota, Fungi, Ascomycota, Sordariomycetes, Xylariales, Xylariaceae. Bases 322 to 810 code for a protein of 162 amino acids.